AUGAACGGGCUCCCCCAGUCCCCGAAACGUGUCAAUUUUCAGCUCAUUCGAGGCAUUAACGCCAUCUCCGCCAAUACUUUAGCCAAGACCAAUGGCCGUGUCUUUGCCCACAUCUGUGCCAACCAAAAGGUCACCCGAGUCCAAACGCCAUCCGUGCGCUCAGCCAAGAAAUGGUGCUCGGUCGAUUUCGUUCCCACGCCGCUGCCAUCUGCCAAGACCAAACGCAACAGCAUCAAGACUGCUCGACUCCGCAAGUCCAUCACGCCUGGUACGAUCCUUAUCCUGCUAUCCGGACGCUUUCGCGGCAAGCGCGUCGUUUUUCUCAAGCAGCUUCCGUCGGGUACGCUCCUGGUCACGGGGCCUUACAAAGUGAACGGUGUCCCGCUGCGUCGCGUGAACCAGUCCUUUGUCAUUGCUACGUCGACACGGAUGGACCUAUCGGACAUUCAGUUACCAGAGAUUGAUGAUUCAUACUUUACCAAGGACAAGCUGGCCAAGAAGAACAGCAGGGAAGAGUGUUUCUUAGUGGCACAACAAUCGCGGAUACGUUGCGAGGUGAAAGGGCAUCGUGCGAUAUCACCGCCUGUGAUUGCAGAGCAGCGCAAGAAAGACCAAAUGGCAGUGGACGCUCUGCUGAUGCAGAAACUAGCAAACGAACCUUAUCUGCGCGCGUACCUGAACGCCAAGUUCACGCUGACUAAGAACGACCGUGUUCACGAUAUGCGCUUUUAA
This is a messenger RNA of Peronospora matthiolae, 732 nucleotides long. The record is from the annotation of a GenBank genome assembly. Lineage: Eukaryota; Oomycota; Peronosporomycetes; Peronosporales; Peronosporaceae.